CCUCUUGCCACGGUCAAAGUCUCGCGCGACGGCCAGCAGAGGGUACUCUGCCAUUGCUCUGCCAACCUCCACGAACGGUGGGCACGGGCUGUUCACUGCAGUCGACAAGCGCGCUGCGAGACAAAGCAUUUGAUUGAUAGCACCCGACAUUGAAGGACGGCGGCUGUGUGGAGUCGUGCGCACCAGCUCUGCGAGUCUCAGCUGCCCAACAGCUGCCUGUGAGACGGCGCGUCUCUGCCCUUCCUUCUUUCAUUCUACCUUCGUUCUUCAUGGACUCCCCGUCGGUCCUUGUCGUACCCGCAACCCCCAUCGAUCCCUCCAGGACGCUCGUCUCGCCCCCGCCAUCCUCGGCUGCGACGACGCCCGACCUCUCCGUCGACGACUCCAGUCAGGAACGCGCCUCCUCCGAAACGACCAUCGUCACGAUCUAUUCUAUGUACGAGGACGACGAGGGCAGCUGGUCUGCCUCUCCGUCCGUGCUACACCCGGGCAAGGACACAGCUGUGGAUGUAGCUGUCUUGGGUGUCGACCGCAGGAGCACGACCCCGCGGUGGAGUAGGCCGGUCGAGGAUAGUGCGUACUUUGAACAAGAGCCCUUCAAGCGGGCCAGCGUGGUGGACAAGAUGCGACACUCCGUCGUGUCUAACGGCUCGGUCCAGCUUGCCUACGCGGAACGCCCCCCGUCAAGCCAGGCGCGCUCGUCAAAGACGUCUUACGCUGACGCGCGCCAUCUGUCCAACGGCUCUGCACAACCUUCGGCCCCAGACAGUCGGCGGACGUCCAGCUAUGCUACUGCCAGCGACGGCACCCCGCGGGUAGUGUCCUAUGCGUCCCUAUCUGCGUCGAAUAGUCGGCCGACAUCUAGUCAAGCCACCUCGUCCCUACAACCUCCCACACGACCGCGCUCUACCUCCCCGCAUCUUGCGGCCGUAUCCACACCGCCUCCACAAGCGCUGUCCGUCCUCGCAACGCCCCCACGGUCAUCUCCGUCCCGCCUCCCGUCUUCUCCCAGCUCACCAUCAAGUGCGACAUCAAUCACGCCCGCACCGGACGAAGAACCAGAUGCAUUUCACGUGCGCUCUACUUACGCGCAGCUCGAUGUAUGCGGCGUGCGUGGUGACGGGUACGAGGAGGGCGUAGAGCGGACGCGAGCACGGGUCGGGGGCAGCCGCGCGAGCGAGCUGCGGGCACUGGAGGCCCUUGCGGAUGCGCAGGAGAAGACGCGCGAGCUUACACCGCAGGAGGUGAGCUUGCUUGCGAGUCUUGAUCGCUAUGGUUUCUACGUGACACCGUCUCAUGACCGGUGCAUACUACUCCCCUCUGUGCCUCUGCUGAAGGCUCUCACGCGGCUCGGCUCGGCGCAUACAGGCGGGCCUCCAAGUCCACCGCUGCUAUCGUCUCAGCCAUCGUUGGCACCACCGCCGAAUGAGAAGGCACGGGUAGCGAAGUGGGGACGGAUGCUUGAGGCGCGUGAACGCGAUCCGGGGUCUAACGUUGAGGCGUGGGGUAUACGUGCGUCGAAGGAUCAUAAGCUACGGCAGCGGACCUUCAAGGGUAUCCCGGACUGUUGGAGAAGUGCUGCUUGGGACACGCUGAUGUGCAGGUUCUCACGGCAUGGCAAGACGGAGACUCGUGCACUCUCACUGGAGUUCAGGGAAGCCCUCGAUCGGCCGUCGACAUAUGAUGUGCAAAUUGACUUGGACGUGCCGCGGACGAUUAGUGGCCAUGUCAUGUUCCGUACGAGAUACGGCCAAGGACAACGAUCACUAUUUCAAGUCCUUCAUUCUUUCUCACUGCGCUGCGAAACCUGCGGAUAUUGCCAAGGCAUGGGCCCUAUAGCAGCGACCCUUCUGUGCUAUUUCGAGCCCGAGCGCGUCUACGCGUCGCUCGUGCGCUUACACGACGCCUACCAAAUGCACACGAUCUUCAGUCCGGGGUUCCCCGGCUUGCUCGAGGCGAUAUACGUGCAAGAGCGGAUCAUGGAGCAGCUCCUGCCGCCCGUGUACGCCGCUUUCAAGAAGCACAUGAUAUCGACGACUUCGUAUGCGACCAAGUGGUACAUCACGCUCUUCGCGAACUCGGUGCCGUUCCAGACGCAGCUCCGGUUGUGGGAUGCGUUCCUCCUGGAGGGCCACGACAUCUUCGUGGUGGUUGCUGUGGCGAUUGUGUGGGUGUACAGGGAUCACAUCACGUCUGCCUCGGCAAGUUUUGAGACUGUGCUUUCGUUGCUGUCUUCUUUCUUCGUCCCUGAGGAUGAGAAUGCGCUCCUUUCGUGGAUAGAGAAGGUGGUCGCCGACAAGAAGCUGCGCUCGAGUAUGCGGCAGUGGCGACAAGACUGGCAGCGGCUAGUCGAGUCAGGCCAGCAGGAUUCGGCGCUGCUCUAGGCGAGGCGAAUUGCGGCGCAGUGCUGCAACUGCAUGUCGCGUAGGUGUUGAUGAGUCGUCGGUGUUUUCUCUGCUUUCCAGUCCGAGUGUUGGCCGUAUCAUUAUACCGUCGGAUUUCUGGACAGUUUGUUCGCAGCGCUCGGUCUGUCUGUUCUGUGUGAUUUGUGUUAUACCUUUCACGCUCUCUCUCCUCUUUUGACUAUCCCAUUUGAUAUCCGCAUAGUAGUCGCCUCGCAUCACGGACGUCCAUGUCAGGUGCUAAUCCCGGUCUCGCGUCACAGUACAGUACACCCAUCACUUUUCGCAUCGUUGUUCGCAAUCCGCAUCCAUGUAUCGCAUGUGCAAUGAAACGUAUGUUCUGCUGGAAA
Rhodofomes roseus is the source of this 2752-nucleotide messenger RNA. Its product is annotated as RabGAP/TBC. The transcript is spliced from 4 exons. The record is from RefSeq and is a predicted model, not a curated record. The coding region runs from base 270 to 2384 and encodes 704 amino acids. NCBI's taxonomy places the organism in Eukaryota, Fungi, Basidiomycota, Agaricomycetes, Polyporales, Fomitopsidaceae.